ACCAGCUUGACUAAUCUGCUCAGGAAUUUAUUCAACACACAGACACACACACACACACACACACACCUUCUCUCUCACUCACACACACACACAACGUCUGUAAUCCACUUCCAACUUUUGUCCGGACACUGCGAGUCACACAAAUCCCUUCUGAUUCUGCGGGCCUCAAUCACAAGGAGAUAAUAUUGGAUCAGGAAUGGCUUCAAGUGUUUUCCCAUUCUUGUUCCUGCUUGUGAACGCACUUCCUCUGGCCGCACCAGAAGGCCCAGCCCAGCCUGAGAGGGCGCCUGGAGUCCCAGCCCAGCCUGAGAGUGCGCCUGGAGGCCCAGCCCAGCCUGAGAGGGCGCCUGGAAAGCUCCUGGUGGUGCCCAUGGACGGGAGCCAUUGGGUGGGGAUAAAAGCUGUGGCUGAAGAGAUGAGCCGCAGGGGCCACAGCGUCCUGGUGGUCAUCCCAGAGGUCAGUAUGAGGCUGGGCCCUGGGGAACACUUCCAGACCCUCACCUAUCCAGUGCCCUACACUCAGGACACAGUGGACGAGCUGCUGGACCACCACGCACAGGGCCUGCAGAGCAACACAGGACCCCUGCUGGAAAGAAUGGGUAAGGCGUGGACAAGGGUGAAGAAGAUGUCAAACUUCAUGAUCGUCACCAGUGAGAGUCUCCUGUUCAAUGAGGAGCUGGUAACCUUCUUGAGGGAGCAGGAAUUCGACGCCAUCCUCACCGACCCAAUGAUGCCGACCGGAGCCAUCCUGGCGCACGAUUUCUCCGUGCCGGCGGUCUAUCUGCUGCGGGGCAUCCCAUGUGGAUUGGACCUGGUGGCGGCAGCGUGCCCCAGCCCCCCGUCAUAUGUGCCACGCUUUUUCACACGCAAUACGGACCAAAUGAGCUUCCUCCAGCGUGUGGCCAACGUCCUGGUGGCCUCGCUGGAGCCUGUCUUCUGUAAGGUCCUCUUUUGGCAGUUUGACGGCGUGGCGAGCCGCUUCCUGCACACAGAUAUGACCGUGGCAGAGAUUCUCAGUGGCGCCUCCGUGUGGCUGCUGAGGUAUGACUUCACCAUGGAGCUGCCAAGACCACUCAUGCCCAACAUGGUGCUGAUUGGAGGGAUCAAUUGUGCCGUCAAGAGACCGCUGACAGAGGAGCUGGAGGAGUUUGUGGAAGGUUCCGGAGAGCAUGGCAUUGUGGUCUUCACGUUAGGCUCAAUGGUGUCCUCCAUGCCAGAAGAGAAAGCAGCCAUCUUCUUCUCAGCGUUCAGCCAGAUUCCUCAGAGGGUGCUAUGGAGAUACUCUGGUCCUGUCCCUGAUCAUAUGCCAGAGAAUGUCAAAGUGAUGAAGUGGUUGCCACAGAAUGAUCUUCUAGCCCAUCCCAAAGCCAGAGCCUUCAUCACUCACGGAGGGACUCACGGAAUCUAUGAGGGAAUCUGCAAUGGUGUUCCCAUGGUGAUGAUGCCACUCUUCGGUGACCAGAGUGACAACGUUCACCGCGUGGCAAGUCGAGGGGUGGCUGUGGUCCUCAGCAUCUUUGAUGUCGCUUCAGAAACCCUUGUAGACGCAUUGGAGAAGGUCAUCAAUGACAGCAGUUUUAAGGAGAACAUGCAGAAGCUGUCGGCCAUUCACAACGACCGGCCCAUUGAACCCCUGGAUCUGGCCGUUUACUGGACAGAGUUCGUCAUGAGACACAAAGGGGCAGAGCAUCUGCGCCCAGCCGCCCACCAUCUCAAUUGGAUCCAGUACCACUGCUUGGAUGUGAUUGGCUUUCUGCUGGUUGUGGUAGCAACCGUCGUCUUGGUGAUGAUUAAGUGCUGCACGGUGUGUCUACGGAGGUGCUGCAGAGGUUCACAGAAGACAAAAGAGGAUUGAGAGUCUCCAAAAACACUGAGAGUUCGACUGGAAACAUGCACUGAAUGGAAACAUUUGACUACAUGCUUUACUGGGCCUGUGCUGAAACAAAAACGCGUCAGACAUUUUACUGGAGUUGAGUCUUGAGGAGACCGCACACAGACCAGCUGUUUAAAACAACAAAUUCAAUGGCUUCAACGGCUGCACAAUAUUGUGUGCACUUCUUACCUGGUAAAUCUCUUAAGAAUAUAUAAACAUAAUUGAAAUAAAACCUUUAAACCACUCAUUAUUUUCUCAAGAUUUACAUUUCUUUUUAACUCUUGCCAGUGACACCUUGGUCCUAAUGCCAGCCCUUUUUCGGCUGCAAGAUUGAAGAGGCCCCCCAUUAUAUCUUUGAAUGCAAUGCAAUUUAUCAUUGUUAUUGUACAUGCUGGCUACCAAAUGAAAGAUAAAAAGAGACUAUAUUGAAGAUUGUUAUGUAUAGUUUCCUUUUUUGAAAAAGUAUAAAAUACGGUGCAGUGUAACUUAGACUAAAACUUGUAUAUGACUUUACUUAUAUAAAAUGGAUGCAAGUUUGA
Clupea harengus (Atlantic herring) is the source of this 2412-nucleotide messenger RNA. RefSeq names its product UDP glucuronosyltransferase 1 family, polypeptide B1 (gene ugt1b1). Lineage: Eukaryota; Metazoa; Chordata; Actinopteri; Clupeiformes; Clupeidae. Gene Ontology annotation, molecular function: UDP-glycosyltransferase activity. The record is from RefSeq and is a predicted model, not a curated record.